AAACUGGGGAACGAAAUGUCUUCGUCCGCUAUGGAAAAACACCUAUUUAAUUUAAAAUUUGCUGUAAAAGAGUUAGAGAGAAACUCUAAAAAAUGCGAAAAAGAAGAAAAGGUUGAGAAGGAGAAAGCUAAAAAGGCAAUACAGAAGGGCAACUUGGAGGGGGCUCGGAUACAUGCAGAGAAUGCCAUCAGACAGAAGAAUCAGGCAUUGAAUUACUUGCGGAUGUCAGCUAGAGUAGAUGCAGUGUCAAGCAGAGUGCAAACAGCACUGACAACUAGAAAGGUCACAAACUCCAUGGCUGGAGUAGUAAAAGCAAUGGACGCAGCAAUGAAAUCAAUGAACUUAGAGAAGAUAUCAACACUCAUGGACAAGUUCGAGAGUCAGUUUGAAGACCUGGAUGUGCAGUCCUCGUACAUGGAGAAUGCAAUGUCACAGACCACUACUACCACAGUGCCUCAGGGAGAUGUUGAUAAUCUAUUGCAGCAAGUUGCUGAUGAAGCUGGUUUGGAGCUCAACAUGGAGCUGCCCUCAGGAGUACCGAGCACCUCAGUGGGCACCGCCACUGUCGUCUCACAGGAACAAGACGAGCUCACACAACGACUCGCCAGAUUAAGACAAGCCGAGUAGCUAACGUUGUACAGAUAUUUGUUAUAGAACCGCGCACGAUCCUGUUAGAAGUAAGAACUAAAUAGCCGACCAUAUAUUUGGGAAAUACCCUCGGAUCUGUAUGAUUAACGUGCUUG
Molecule: messenger RNA, 743 nt
Organism: Helicoverpa armigera (cotton bollworm)
Lineage: Eukaryota; Metazoa; Arthropoda; Insecta; Lepidoptera; Noctuidae
Gene: Chmp1
Product: charged multivesicular body protein 1b
Exons: 4
Coding region: 16-627 (203 amino acids)
Biological process (GO): late endosome to vacuole transport; endosome transport via multivesicular body sorting pathway; protein transport
Cellular component (GO): multivesicular body; ESCRT III complex
Source: RefSeq, a predicted model, not a curated record